AUGGCAGACAAGGACAAGGUUGAUGCUGUGGCUCCACAGACCAACGACACAGACACCACUCCUUCCAGCUCCAACAACACAAACGUAGACUCGAAAGGGGACAGCUCGAGUGAGUCGAGAAAAGAAAAGGUGGCAGCUGAUUUGAACGACACAAACAGCGACGCAAAGGCUGAUGGAAAGGCCGACGACACGACCACAGAGACCACAGAAGCUAAGGAAGAGGUCCAAGCAAACGGUCACGAACCCAACGGUGAUUCCAAUGGUAUUGAUGUGAAGGAUGAGGAAAAGGACGACAAGGACGCCGACGACAACAAGGAGGAUGUCGUGAAGGAAAUGGAGAAGAAGGAAAAGGAAAUGGAGGAGAAGGUCGACAAGGAGACUGAGGCUGCCGGCGAUAAGGUUGUGGCCGAGGAGGAAAGUGGUGAUGUGGAAGAGGAUGCUGACGGCGAGGAUGUGGAAGAGGAUGCCGAAGAGGAGGCCGAAUCGCGUGACCAGAGUGUUGCUGACGUGACCAUGGCCGACACCACCACAGACUCGAUGGACGUCGGUGAUUCUUCUGCCUUCCCUCCCGGAACAAUUGUGCUCGCAAAGGUCAAGGGUUUCCCUGCUUGGCCUGGUAUGGUUGUGCCUGAAGACGUGCUACCUUCGUCGGUGCUCAAUGCUAAGCCUCGAAAGAACCGACAAAUGUGGCCCGUGCGUUUUUUCAUCGAUACCACUCAUACCUGGGCCUACCGAAACGACCUCAAGCCAUUGGGUGUGGAGGAGGCCGCCAACUUCCUCAAGUCUGCCUCUCGGGGACGAAAGGACAAAUCUCUCCAUGCCGCCUACAAGGUGGCUUCUGAACCUCCUACUCUUGACGAAUUUGUCGAGCAGGUGUAUGGCGACGUAGAGGAAGAGGAAGAGGAGGAAGAGGAGGAACUGGAGGAAAAGCCACCAGCAAAGAAGCGAAAGACAGCAGCCAAGGCUUCUACACCGGCCUCCAAAAGCAAGACCUCGGCUGUUAAGGAGGCCAUCAAGGAGGCUAAGAAGAAGAGCGGCCAGCAUGCUUCCAAGGACCACGCUAAGGACGAUGCCAAAGAGGCAGCAGAAGGUAAAGGAGGUGCUGGGGCCAGGGGAGGAGCCAAAUCGGAUUCCAAGUCUGCGUCUGCGUCUCCUGCUCUAUCUUCCAAGCCCAAGUCUUCUCCUGCACCUAAGCGGUCCGACAAGGAGGGCAAGGUGCUCGUGAUUCGGCACAAGCUGCAGCGGGGUCUGCUCUCUGGCAGUGUUCCUGACGAUUCUGAGCUUCCCGGACUGUCUCAGUACUUGACACGGUUGGAAGAAUUUGAGGGGCUGGAGACGUCGAUCAUCCGACAGACCAAGAUCAACAAGGUGCUCAAGGGCAUUGUGAAGCUGGACUCAGUGCCUAAGGAUGAGGAGUACGGCUUCAAGGAGCGAUCUCUGAAGCUGUUGACCGCGUGGAACAAGUUGGAGUGA
Messenger RNA from Yarrowia lipolytica CLIB122, 1473 nucleotides. RefSeq lists its product as uncharacterized. NCBI's taxonomy places the organism in Eukaryota, Fungi, Ascomycota, Dipodascomycetes, Dipodascales. The record is from RefSeq and is a predicted model, not a curated record.